Durio zibethinus is the source of this 1902-nucleotide messenger RNA. Its product is annotated as HXXXD-type acyl-transferase family protein. Lineage: Eukaryota; Viridiplantae; Streptophyta; Magnoliopsida; Malvales; Malvaceae. The record is from RefSeq and is a predicted model, not a curated record. Gene Ontology annotation, molecular function: acyltransferase activity, transferring groups other than amino-acyl groups.
UUUCCAAGUUACAUGUUUUUCAUCUGUAUGUAGUUUUUUACAAAAUUGCCGGGGUUGGUGUUAACGACUUUAUCAUGAAUCUAAUCUUUCUUAUCUUAAAUUCAUAGUUGAAUAUAAAUUAUCCUACAAAAGAGUGUUUAUAAAUAUGCAAAAACACAAUUGGCAACAAAUAAAGAUAGGCCAGUAUGGCACAAGCAUAGAUCCCUCUCUGUAGAACAUGAAAGAUAUCACCAUCAACUGUCUCAUACCGACACUCCUUGAAAAUCAUCUAAUAUAAUGCAAGCAUCUUUUCAGUUUAUAAAAAUCAAUCUUCCAUAGGUGCCAUUUCUUGGCAUGACCUCUCCCAUGGCUUCUUGGGUUCAAGAGCUUAGUUUCUCUCAUCUGCACAUCCCUAUAACAAUUGAUCGAAUGAUUCCAGUCAUGCCAGCCGGUCCUGUUCCUUGUGUCCCUGGCAGCUGCCUUUACUUGUCAAACCUUGAUGAUAUGAUUGGAGCACGUGUUUUUACACCAACCAUGUAUUUUUAUAGAUCAAAAGACUUGGGUUCCGAUGGAGAACCAGUUGUGAAAAUACUAUGUGAUGCACUAGCCAGAGUUUUGGUUCCUUACUAUCCUCUAUCUGGUAGGCUCAGAGAGGUAGAAAACGGGAAACUAGAAGUGUUUUUUGGACGAGAACGAGGUGCACUUGUGGUAGAGGCACACUCUGAUAUGGCUUUAACCGAAUUAGGAGAUCUUGCAGUGCCAAACCCAGCCUGGGAGCCAUUAAUCUAUAGGUUCCCCAAUGAAGAACCAUAUAAAGUUCUUGACAUGCCGUUAGUUAUAGCUCAGGUAACUCAUUUUGGCUGCGGUGGCUUUAGCCUUGGCCUGAGACUUUGCCAUUGCAUCUGUGAUGGCCUUGGUGCUAUGCAGUUUCUUGGUGCAUGGGCUGCCACUGCGAAAACAGGUACAUUGGUGACAAAUCCUGAACCUUGUUGGGACCGGGAAUUUUUCCACCCUCGAAAUCCACCAAUAAUAAAAUAUCCGCAUCCCGAAUUUAUGAGAAUUGAAGAAGGUUCAAGCUUAACAAUAAGUCUAUGGAAAUCCAAGCCUGUUCAAAAGUGUUACAGGGUUAGCCGUCAGUUCCAAGCUCAACUAAAAUCUCUAGCUCAACCUGAUGACAUGCUUGGGUGCUCUACAUUUGAUGCUAUGGCAGCUCAUGUUUGGCGGUCAUGGGUGAAAGCACUUGACGUAAAACCACUAGACUAUCGACUUAGGCUUACAUUUUCAGUCAAUGUUCGUCCCAAACUGAAAAACCCACCAUUGAAAGAAGGAUUUUAUGGCAAUGUAGUUUGCGUGGCAUGUGGAAUGAGUCCUGUGUAUGAACUUAUUAAGGGGCGUCUCUCGGACACUGCCCGAUUGGUUCGUGAAGCCAGACUCAGCAUAUCAGAGGAGUACGUGAGAUCCACAAUUGAUUUCGUUGAAGUAGACAGGCCAAGAAGGCUUGAAUUUGGAGGGAAAUUGACCGUAACACAGUGGACUAGAUUUUCCUUGUAUGAAUCUGCUGAUUUUGGAUGGGGAAGGCCAGCUUAUGCUGGUCCGAUAGACCUGACUCCAACACCACAGGUUUGUGUAUUCUUGCCAGAAGAAGGCGCCGAAUCUAGUGGAGCAAUGGUGGUGUGUAUCUGCUUGCCUGAGUCAGCCACCGAUAAAUUUACGGAGUUUUUUUGUUUAAAGGAUUUCAUAUGAUGAAAACUUGAAGUGUGAAAAGUACUCCUGAUAUGCUAUGGAUUAAUACACAAUGAAGAAAUAGUUCCCAUUAGCAACUCACCGUGAAAUUAACUUCUUGACAUGAGUCAGAUUGAGUUAAAAGAACGGCAAAUACUCAGCUUUGGAGAUGUUUGUCAAGUAAACAAAGAAUUACUGAUU